CCAGUUCGUAACCAUGUGGCGGCUGAUCUUGUUCUCGAUCACUUUCUCCGGUACCAGCGGUCUGACGUCGCAGAAUUCACCAUUCUUCACCGCACUGGACGUGUGCUCGCGUGAACUGUUCAUCCCAGCGGAUCGCGUUGAGCAGUACCGGCUACUGUUCUUCCCGGAUGAUCCGGUAACGCACUGCACAGUGCGCUGCAUCCUGGUACAGCUGCGCGCUUGGAACGAUCGCACCGGAGUCCGGCACUCCGUCCUGCAGCAGUACUUCAGCCCGCUGGAUCCAAACCCAACGGAUUCGUACAUCCGAGUGCACAACUGUCUCAACCAGGUCGUCUCCCAGUGUCCUCCCACCGAUAGCUGCGCCCAGGCGUACUGGUCGCUCAACUGCUACAAGAAACAGUUCGGCAACUACUUCUUCAGCCGCGAUCAGUUCGUUCCGCCGACGCCCUUCGAACUCCAGCAAUCGGUAGUGGACUGCAUGGACAAGCUGGACAUCCCGCGCGUCGAAGUGCUGGACUUUAACUGGUGGAACCAGACGGCUGUUCGGUUUCCCUGCGCAGGCCGGUGCUUCCUCCAGGCGUCGGACCUGUUUGACGAUCGCGCCGGACUGGUGUGGGACCGACUGUACGUGGCCUUUGGGCGGCAAGAGCAGCGGGAGACGUUCCUCGAGCGGUUGUACCACCUGGUGGAGGAAGUGCGAACCAGUGCCGCGCGGAGUCCGUGCGAUGUGGCCAAUCAGAUGAUCAAACCCCUGCAGGAGUACCUGCUGCCGAUCUUUGGGCUGACUUAUCUGAGCGGGGUGCACUUGCAGUACGAUUUGAAGAUUGUGUGAAUAAAGUUGGAAGGUGAUGUUGUAGUUUUGUGGUAUUUAUGGUCCCUCUUGCGUUCUUUCAUUGCGGAUUUAUGAGCAAGCAAAAAAAUCUUCGGUGAGUGAUCGUGAGAGAAGAAAAGAGAAUAGUGAUAGCAAGAGAGUGCUCUCGUUGGCACUCACGAGAAUCAUCAAAUGAUAGUUUUUUUCUAUCACUCAUUUACAGCACAGACAGUGAGUUGGAUUUCAACGAACUAAUUUUGACCAGAAAUUCUUACAAACUUCUUCUUAGAUCUCGACAUUGAAUUUAUA
Culex pipiens pallens (northern house mosquito) is the source of this 1120-nucleotide messenger RNA. RefSeq names its product general odorant-binding protein 45-like. The transcript has a single exon. Gene Ontology annotation, molecular function: odorant binding. Bases 14 to 832 code for a protein of 272 amino acids. The record is from RefSeq and is a predicted model, not a curated record. Gene Ontology annotation, biological process: sensory perception of smell. NCBI's taxonomy places the organism in Eukaryota, Metazoa, Arthropoda, Insecta, Diptera, Culicidae.